CGGCCAGGAAUAUGCUGGCAUCGUCGUCUCGCAAUUCACUGAGAUGCUCCAAGAUUGCCCCGAGCGCCGCGCGGUCGCUUUCGAACAAGCCACCAGCAUGCGUCUCGCAUAGCAAGAGAUAUGCAUCCUUUCAGCCGAUGCAACGGCGCUCUGCAUAUGAUAUGCCCUCACUUUCUGCCCAUGAUAUGACAUACUCUAAAAAGCUGGAUACCGCCUACCGGCCUCCCAGCUCGCAGGGUACCACGCUCGCUCGUCUUAACAUGGAGCUCGGUCAGCUAGUGCAACAGAAGAAGGCAUCGGAAGUUUUUGCUAUGGCUAAACGCAUGAAGGAGCAGGGUAUCAAGCCGAACUAUGCCACCUACGAGCUGCUGCUGGAGACCUGCAAGGAUGCUGCCCUCGUGACCGAGUCCAUGGCAGUCUUCGAGGACAUGCUGGCUAACGACAUUGUGCCGCAGAGGUCGGCGUUCCAUCAUUUGCUAUAUUCCGUCCGCUACGAGUCCAUAGACAUGGUUUGGAGAGUCUGGAACCUCAUGCUAGCAAAUGGCAUCCAACCCAGCGAAUUCACCUACGAGCUCCUCAUCUUGUAUUUGACACGACAAGGCUAUUUCGAGCUUGCUCUGCAGAAGCUGUCCGAGAUGGGCGACAUUGACUUGAGGCCGACACUGAAGACCGCACAAAGUAUCGUCAUCUUGGCCUGUGAACUCGGGCACCCUCGCCUGGCCGUCGAACUUGCGGAAUCAUUUGAGCAUUCAUCGGUACGGCGCCUUGAUGGUGUGGUUUGGGUGAAAUGCCUUAUUACCUCUUCCGAGGCACUCUAUGCGGAUGGCGUCUUGACAUCUUGGGAUCAGGUUGUAAGGAAGCUGAAGAUUACCCCAGAUGAAGGCUGUUGCAUCAAUGUCCUACACACCGCCGGCAGGCAUGGUCUUUCAUCGCUUGCACCAGACGUCAUCAAGGCUCUGCAGAGCCUCAAUGUUGAGUGGGCGGAGCAUCACUUUGCGCCUGUCGUCGAAGCAUUCUGCCGGGACGGCGACGUCAAAGAGGCCUUCGGCGUUCUGGAGCUCAUGCGCAACAACGACGUGCCACCGACUCUGGAAACUGCCUCUCCCAUCUAUGAAGUUAUCAGUGGUAGCGCGGAUAUCGUAGACGAAGCGUAUGGCAUGUUGGAGGACUUACGCAACGAAAAGCGUACCGUGGACGUUGCGGCCUUUAAUGUCGUCAUCCAGGCCUGCGUCGCCCUAAUGGACCUGCAACGUGCUCUUGGGACAUAUCAGGUCGCAGGAGACCUCGGCGUCACACCGAACAUCGACACUUACAACCUGCUUCUCUCUGCUUGCGUAUCGGCGGGCCACCGCCAGCUCGGUGACCGGUUGAUCAACGAUAUGCGCGAGGCGAGCGUUGCGCCGGACGCGUACACCUACGAGCGCCUCGUCUCGCUGUGCCUUACGCAACCGACAUACGAAGACGCGUUCUACUAUCUUGAGGAGAUGAAGACGCGCGGUAUCCGGCCGACGCAGUUGAUCUAUGAGUCGAUCAUUCGCAAGUGCUUCAGCCUCGGCGACACUCGGCACCAACUCGCUCUCGACGAGAUGAUCGAGCAAGGGUAUGAGCUCCACGGCAAGCUCAGGAACUUCCUCGAAGGCAACCAGGGGAAGUUUGAGCCCAAGACCAAGGGGUUUGCUCCAUUGAAGGCGAAAGUGGACCAGAGACGUGCGGCGAAGGGGAAUGAGAUGCAGGCGCAAGAUGCACAGAAGGCGCGGGAGGCGCAGGAGCAAUGGGAGGACCAAGCACAGGCGACACCGCCAUGAGAAUAGCUUGGUAUUGUCAGUAUACUAGACUUGUUUAUAAUGCUGAUAGAUGCAUAUCCAGCUCCAUUAUGUGCUUGAGUAGUCGUGGUGUCGUAUACGGUAUGGCAUAUUGAGAAGGAUC
Phanerochaete carnosa HHB-10118-sp is the source of this 1926-nucleotide messenger RNA. RefSeq lists its product as uncharacterized. Gene Ontology annotation, molecular function: protein binding. NCBI's taxonomy places the organism in Eukaryota, Fungi, Basidiomycota, Agaricomycetes, Polyporales, Phanerochaetaceae. Bases 312 to 1805 code for a protein of 497 amino acids. The transcript has 4 exons. The record is from RefSeq and is a predicted model, not a curated record.